Fusarium odoratissimum NRRL 54006 is the source of this 2331-nucleotide messenger RNA. Its product is annotated as translation initiation factor 5. Gene Ontology annotation, cellular component: cytosol. Lineage: Eukaryota; Fungi; Ascomycota; Sordariomycetes; Hypocreales; Nectriaceae. Gene Ontology annotation, molecular function: eukaryotic initiation factor eIF2 binding; GDP-dissociation inhibitor activity; translation initiation factor activity. Gene Ontology annotation, biological process: formation of translation preinitiation complex; formation of cytoplasmic translation initiation complex; translational initiation. The record is from RefSeq and is a predicted model, not a curated record. The transcript has 2 exons. Bases 850 to 2121 code for a protein of 423 amino acids.
AUUGGGUCUUCUGAUGUUGGUUGACCUGGGCUGUCUGAAUCUGAGGUUGUGUCAGGUUUUUUUGCCGCCUGCCCCAUUCUUUAGCGUCCCUUCCGGGCUUCCAAAAAACAAAAAUCCCGGUCGGCCCUAACGUCGCCCCUCCCUCCUUCCUUCUUAACUCACCUGGUUGCUCCUCUUUUGCAUUUUUUCUCUUCUUCUCCUCAACAUCACACUCUGCAUCUCAUCGAGACAGCAAAUCUUAACUCAACUCAACCGAGCGCCCCUGAACCCAUCGCGCCAAGCGCAUCUCACUCUCAUACUUGCCUGUUGACUCUUCCGGUCGCAGCGCGCAUCGCCUACCUGACUUCCCCGCCACUCAUACCUGGCUCACGAACUUCGCAUCGUUAAUAGUGUAGUGUUGGCCUUGGAGCACCCUCUUCGCCGGUCUUCGCUUGCUCCCUACGAAAUCGGACCUCCCGAACACAUAUAUCCGCCGAACCACACUGCUGUUUAUGUAUCAGCACGACCAGCUCUCCGUCUUCAGACACCUCUUCAAGCUGCAGUUAUUUCGCAUACCGCGAAAGCCUUGUAGCCCCGACAUCAGUUCCGACGGUUGAACUCUAGAGACACCAUUGUCGUCUAUGCAUCACCACCAGCAUCCGAUCAUACAUCCGGUCUGCCACAUGUCAAUCAAAAAUCAUCAAGAGCACUGAAACCUUCCUUGCUCCGCCCACCCUCAAGUCAUCUUCUGCUACCAAGUCUAUACAUGACAUCCUCGUCAUCUUACGACUCUAUCAACCACUAGCCUCGCUCACCCGCCUUGCUCUGUCAACUCUAUCUUUCAGACAGUAAUUACUCAAUACCGCCACCAUGGCUCUCGUCAACGUUCGUCGCGAUGUCAGCGAUGCUUUCUAUCGUUACAAGAUGGAGCGUCUGCAGACCAAGAUUGAAGGUAAAGGAAAUGGUAUCAAGACCGUCGUCGUCAACCUGAGCAGCGUUGCUGCCUCUCUUGCCCGCCCUGGUUCUUAUGUCAUUAAGUACUUUGGUUUUGAGCUUGGUGCUCAGACCAACAUUGAUCCCAAAGACGACCGUUGGAUCAUCAACGGUGCUCACGAUGCCCCCAAGCUUCAGGAUCACCUCGAUGGGUUCAUCAACAAGUUCGUCCUCUGCAAGAAAUGCAAGAACCCCGAGACCGAUGUUGUCAUCAAGGAUGAUCGUAUCCUGCUUGACUGCAAAGCCUGCGGUCAGCGUACCGAUGUCGACAUCCGCCUGAAGCUCAGUGGCUUUAUCCUCAAGAACCAGCCCAAGAAGGGCAAGAAGGACAAGGCCGAGCGCAGGGCUGCCAAGAAGGCUCGACAGAACGGCAAUGCUGCCAACGGCACCAAUGGUCAGAAUGGUGCUGGCAGUGAUGAGGCAUCUGAGAACGGCUCAAACGAUAACGGCGACGAGGACGUUGGCAGUGACGACGAGUUCCAAAAGGUUGCGGCAGAGGCCGCCGAAGCCGCUCAGGAGAACGAAGUCAAGGAGCAUGAAUGGGCUGUUGACAUGAGCGAGGAAGCCGUCAAGGCCCGUCAGGCCUCUCUCCCCGGCGAGUUCAAGCAGAAGCUCAAUAUUGGCGAUGAUGAUGAUGAAGAAGGCGAGGGUGGCCCCACCAUCUACGAUGAGCUUGGCGACUGGAUUCAGUCCCAGGCCGAGGAGAAGGGCAGCGUUGACAAGGUCGAAUCCAUCGACAUCUAUGUCAAGGCCAAGGAGCUUGGUAUCGAAGGCAAGCAUCGUAGUGUUCUUGUUCUUGUCCAAACCAUCUUCGAUAAGAACAUUGUUGCCCAAAUUCCCAAGCGUGCUAGCAUGCUCAAGCAGUUUGUUACCUCUGAGCGUCACGAGAAGGCUCUUCUCGGUGGAACCGAACGUCUCGUCGGUACUCUGGCCGCCGACCACCCCGAGAUGUUCCAGUCUAUCGUCAAGAUUCUCCAGCUCUACUACCACUAUGACCUGAUCAGCGAGGAGGUCGUGACCAAGUGGGGAUCCAAGGCUAGCAAGAAGUACACUGACAUCUCCACCUCCAAGAAGGUUCGCAAGGCUGCUGAGCCUUUCUUGACCUGGCUUGCCGAGGCUGAUUCGGAGGAGUCUUCUGACGAGGAGUAAAAUCCUGUUUAUGUAGUCUUUCUUCCCGUGUGGUACUUGAUUUGCUUCGUGCCUUGUGUGUUUUGCGGGCAGGCUUCUGUGGUGCAUUGUUGAUGCUCAGAUAGCUUAAUUCUAUUGUUGGUCUUUUACCCGAAACCUGAUGUUUCUGAUGUGCUCUGCCUCUUUGACAGCGCAAGAGACAGUGAAAUGCUUGUGGUUGAUGACUAGUUC